AUGCUGGUAUCUAAGAAAAUGGCCAGAGGAAAUUACACCUUGGUGACUGAAUUUAUUCUGUUGGGAUUAACGGAUCGUCCAGAGCUUCAGCCUAUCCUCUUUGUGCUGUUCCUGGUGAUCUACUUGAUCACUGUGGGAGGGAACCUUGGGAUGAUGGUCUUGAUCAGGAUAGAUUCACGACUUCACACCCCCAUGUACUUCUUUCUUGCCAGCUUGUCCUGCUUGGAUUUGUGCUAUUCUACUAAUGUGACUCCCAAAAUGUUGGUCAACUUCCUUUCAGAGAAGAAAACCAUCUCCUAUGCUGCCUGUUUAGUCCAGUGUUAUUUUUUCAUUGCUAUGGUGAUUACUGAAUAUUAUAUGCUGGCUGUAAUGGCCUAUGAUCGAUACGUGGCCAUUUGUAACCCGUUACUUUACAGCAGUAAGAUGUCCAAAGGGGUCUGUAUUCGCCUGAUUUCUGGUCCAUACAUCUAUGGGUUUCUUAGUGGCUUUAUGGAAACUAUGUGGACUUACCGCUUGACCUUCUGUGACUCCAACAUCAUUAACCACUUCUAUUGUGCUGACCCACCCCUCAUUCGACUCUCCUGCUCCGACACUUUCAUUAAGGAAACCUCCAUGUUUGUGGUAGCAGGUUUUAACCUCUCCAACUCCCUCCUUAUAAUCCUCAUUUCCUAUAUCUUCAUUCUCAUCGCCAUCUUGAGGAUGCGCUCCGCCGAAGGCAGGCGCAAGGCUUUUUCCACCUGUGGAUCCCACCUGGUGGCGGUGACAGUAUUUUAUGGGACUCUGUUCUGCAUGUACGUUAGACCUCCCACAGACAAGUCGGUGGAGCAGUCCAAAAUCAUUGCUGUUUUCUAUACCUUUGUAAGCCCUAUGUUGAACCCUAUUAUUUAUAGUCUGAGGAACAAGGAUGUAAAGGAAGCUUUUCGAAAAUUGAUCAGAAGAAAUGUGCUUUCAAAGUAA
This is a messenger RNA of Echinops telfairi (small Madagascar hedgehog), 957 nucleotides long. Its product is annotated as olfactory receptor 1030. Gene Ontology annotation, cellular component: membrane. The transcript has a single exon. The record is from RefSeq and is a predicted model, not a curated record. Gene Ontology annotation, molecular function: G protein-coupled receptor activity; olfactory receptor activity; odorant binding. The coding region runs from base 1 to 957 and encodes 318 amino acids. Gene Ontology annotation, biological process: sensory perception of smell; G protein-coupled receptor signaling pathway. NCBI's taxonomy places the organism in Eukaryota, Metazoa, Chordata, Mammalia, Afrosoricida, Tenrecidae.